CUGACAACAAUUACAAUUGUUUUUGUCGAUCCUUUAUGCAAAGUAUAUGGCAUCACAGUUGCUAAUGAAUGAAAAACAAACAAGACGAAACUCGCCAAAAUUUAAACAGCGCAGAAAGUUCAAGAGUGAUUAUUGAGGGGUUCUGGGAAAAACGUCUUUGCAAGAACUGUGUUGUUGUGUCGUUGCAAGAAUGUUUUUAACGAUUCUCUUUCUCGGGCUGACCUUAGCAGGCAACUUCCUAAUUUCACACGCUGUUUAUAACGCAAACAGCAAUGACACUCGCACGAAACUGGUUUUACAAAGGUUGCUUGCGGGGUACGACAAGCGGCUGAGACCCAAUUUUGGAGGUCCUCCAUGUAAAGUUAACAUUUCUAUGCAUAUUGUAUCAAUGGUGCCAAUCAAAGAGAUUGACAUGGAGGCGACAUUCGUAAUGUUUUUCCGUCAACAUUGGCUCGACCCUCGCUUGGCUUACGGUCCCUCCCUUGGAAUGCCUAAAAUGAAGUUGUUAGGGAACAUUGUCGACCAGGUUUGGAUACCAGACACGUAUUUUGUGAACGAUUUGACCGGCAAAGCAAUCUGCGGAGAUUUUAUGUUUGAGCUCUCACAAGAGGGUGUCAUCACGCAUAGUUGCAGACUGAAACUAAGUUUAUACUGCCCAAUGAAUUUGCGCAAAUUUCCAAUGGAUGAACAAGUUUGUGAAAUGAUUUUUGAAAGCUACUCCUAUUCCACAGAAGAGAUAAUCUUGUCUUGGUUGACUGGUGAUAAAGAUUCGAUUGGAGUGUCCAGUGAACUACAGAUCCCACAGUACACUCUCGAGAGAGUAGAAAUUUUCAUGAAAAGUACUAGAUAUAGUACAGGUUAUUUUUCGACAUUGUUGGCAAAAUUCCAUCUUCAGAGACAAAUCGGUUAUUACGUUCUUCAAGAAUUCGUCCCCACAGUUCUUAUCGUGGCUUUGAGCUGGGUUGGUUUUUGGAUCGAUGAGCGUUCGGUUCCAGCUCGGGUAUCGCUCGGAAUCACGACAGUCCUUGCCAUCACCACGCUCAUGUUCGGUAUUCAGUCGACCCUGCCGAGAGUCGGCUACGUGAAAGCAAUCGAUUUGUUUAUCUUGGGAAGUUUUCUUUUUGUGUUCGCCGCUUUAGUGGAGUUUGCAGUGAUCUGCUCUUUUGCAAAUGCAUAUUCGUCGAACAGAGAAAGAGGACCAAAGGAUAAACAAGUUGCAUCACACGAUAACCCACCUGUGAUUUUUCAGGAAAUGAAUGAUGUUGGAAAAAAUUUUCAAGAAAGGGGCACGUUUCGAAGAAUUUUUGAUCCCAAACAAGUCGAAAGAAAUAAUCGCGACGAAAAUUCUAACCACUCUCCGAGCUUCGUCUCAACAUUGACUAAGUCUACAAAACCUUGGUUUUCAAUUAAACGGCGGGCAGGCAAUGCAAGAAUUUCAAACAAUCCAACCUUUUUUCCUAAAAGGAAACCGUGUAAGAUCGAUAGACACUGCAGGAAACUCUUUCCUUUGGCAUAUGUUCUGUAUCUUUUGAUUUACUUCGCCGUUUACUAUUUCAUGCAAGUUUGAGUUCUGGCUAUGUAAAAAAUC
Messenger RNA from Stylophora pistillata, 1588 nucleotides. RefSeq names its product gamma-aminobutyric acid receptor subunit beta-3. The record is from RefSeq and is a predicted model, not a curated record. Lineage: Eukaryota; Metazoa; Cnidaria; Anthozoa; Scleractinia; Pocilloporidae. Gene Ontology annotation, cellular component: membrane. Gene Ontology annotation, biological process: monoatomic ion transmembrane transport. Gene Ontology annotation, molecular function: extracellular ligand-gated monoatomic ion channel activity; transmembrane signaling receptor activity.